This is a messenger RNA of Spinacia oleracea (spinach), 1656 nucleotides long. RefSeq lists its product as uncharacterized. Lineage: Eukaryota; Viridiplantae; Streptophyta; Magnoliopsida; Caryophyllales; Amaranthaceae. The transcript is spliced from 7 exons. Gene Ontology annotation, biological process: proteolysis. Gene Ontology annotation, molecular function: cysteine-type peptidase activity. The record is from RefSeq and is a predicted model, not a curated record. The coding region runs from base 462 to 1457 and encodes 331 amino acids.
AUACUCGGUAAUACGAAGUACGGAUUAUACGACAGACCUCAUUGGAGAUUUGGAGCCCAUUGUGUUGCGCAAAACCACAGAAGCUACUCCCAAAUUCCCAAUUCCCAAUUCCCAAUUCCCAAACAAUAAAUGCCUAAUUCAACUCAUUUCAUUAAUUUCCAAGACUUGCAGAAAAAUGGGCUAAUUUAGGAAUAAGAUAUUAAUCCUUUAACGAACUCUUUUAUGCAUGAAUUACCCAUUGGCGGAGUACAUCAUCAAAAUCAAAGCAAGAUCAAAAGAGACGGUCUAGAUUUCACUUACUAUGCAGUCAAUAUUUUCUACCGCAGUAGUACUUAAUUUGACAGAAGAAGUAAAAGCCAUUGAUCAUAAAAGGACAGAAACUUGAAACAAAAUCCCAGAAAAAAAGUGAGAGAAAUUGAACUAUUUGAACCCAGAAGAAAAAAGGGUGAAUCUUGUAGCAAAUGGGGGAGAAAAGAAAGGAUGCAAUUUCAACUAGGAAUGAAGCGCACAAUGAUGAUGAUCAUAAAUCACCCACUUCAGAAUUCCAUGAUGAUGAUGAUGAUGAUGUUGUGACAUAUUGUUGUGAUGUGACUGAUAUAAUGGGGGCGAUGAUAAAAAAGGAGGUGAUGGUAAUGAAGAAUAGGCUUGGAGGGACCAUAAUACCGUGUCCUAAGCGUUCAAAGCUCGCUGCAAAGAUGAGUAGUGGUACAUUUGAUGAAAACAUGGAGACUAUUUGGAGGAGUUUCUCUCAAGACAAAAGGGCUGUAUUUACUCACUUGGAAAGCUUUUAUUUCAACUCCUACAUAAACCGACCAACUCGUGCUUUGGAACUGAUAAGAAAGAAGGAAAUCUUCUCCAAGAAGUAUGUUUUGGUUCCUAUUGUUUGCUGGGAUCACUGGAGACUAGUAAUUUUCUGCCACUUUGGUGAGCCUGCACACUCAAAAACCAGAACAAGGUGCAUCUUGUUGCUCGAUUCUGCUAAGAUGUGUGCAAAUGUUAUUGUUCCUGAUUUGAGAAAGUUUGUCUUCGAUAUAUUUACAGCUGAGGGUCGACCUGAGAGCAAAGAUGUCAUAUUCAAAAUUCCUCUAAAGGUGGCUAAGGUUCCUCAGCAGACAAACGAUGUUGACUGUGGCAGAUUUGUUCUUUACUUCAUUAAACGGUUUAUGGAUGUUGCUCCGGAGAACUUUAGCCUUUCAAAUUACCCUUAUUUUCUGACAUCUGACUGGUUCAAGCCUGAGGAAUUCAAUAAAUUUUGUGACAAACUUGAUGAGGAAACACCCAGACUUGAACAAGGAGUUGAAAAGGUAAUUCCAAGAAGAUAUUCACAAAGGAUGAAAUACACAGGGGCUUCUGCAAAACAACCUUCUCGAAACUCUUUUCCACAACAAGUAAUUUUAAUAGAUGAUUCUGAUUCUGAUUCUGAUUCUGAGACAUCCCCUGGAUCGGACGUUAUCUGAUAGUACAUCUAGUAGCAUUUCUUGCAGGCUGGUAAAGUGAAAGUAUUCAGAUGCAAAGUAUGAAUAAGUUAUUUUGGUAGAUGGUUUCUAGGCAUCCUUUGGCUCAAAUGUAUUCUGAUACAUUAUUGUUGUAUAUAAUUACCAUUAAGAUGCAAAUGUAUCAAUGUUUAAGAAAACCAGUGAACUUUUUUUCUUCUUA